This is a messenger RNA of Lactuca saligna, 1710 nucleotides long. NCBI's taxonomy places the organism in Eukaryota, Viridiplantae, Streptophyta, Magnoliopsida, Asterales, Asteraceae. The record is from the annotation of a GenBank genome assembly.
AUGGUUUCCAACUCUUUGAGCUUCCAUCUCCAUCAUCGUCCCUACCACCAUGAUCAUCGACAUACCCUCUCAAAACAAAAUCUCAAUUCCCUUCCCUUUUCCCUUCCCCUUUCCAAUGUAUUCAAUUCAAUUCCAACCAUCAAAUCACCACUUUCCCUCCACAGAAAACCCCUCCUCUUCCGACCCAUGUCAUCCACUCUACCCGAUUCCAUUCCGGACUUCCAACCCGACCCAACUCUCAUAAACGACGAUCUCGCCCCAACGCCGGCGUCCCAACGAACUUAUUCCGGUUGGGAAAUGGCCAGUUUGUGGGUGGGUCUAGUGGUGGGUGUCCCGACGUAUUACCUCGCCGGCAGCCUUGUGGAUCUCGGAAUGUCUUGGUGGCAAGGAAUAUUGACAGUGGUUACAGCGAAUAUAAUCACAGUUGUCGCCUUGGGAUUGACCGGUCAUCCAGGGACUAAGUACGGGAUUCCGUUUCCGGUGCUUGCUAGAUCGGCGUUCGGAAUCCAUGGUGCACAUAUUCCGACUCUACUUAGAGGGUUAGUAGCUUGUGGGUGGUAUGGAAUCGAGACAUGGAUCGGAGGUGAAGCAAUCUUCUUACUCUUGCCAAAAUCCAUCAAGAAUUCAUCGCUUUCCAAUUCCAUUCCAUGGCUCGGAACUUCCCCAAUCGAGUUCGCUUGUUUUUUGGUAUUCUGGGUUGCGCAAUUAGUGGUUGUAAUCAAAGGAAUGGAUGGAAUCAGGGAACUUGAAAAAUAUUCUGCCCCAAUUUUGAUCGUUCUCACUUCGGCUUUACUCAUUUGGGCUUAUGUCAACGCCGGCGGAUUUGGUCAAGUUCUCUCCAUGUCUUCACGCCUGUCGUCGUCGGAGUUCUGGGCGCUUUUUUUCCCGUCGUUGACUGCAAACGUAAGCUUUUGGGCGACAUUAGCACUUAACAUCCCCGAUUUCACUCGUUACGCCAAGAGCCAAAAGGAUCAAAUCAUCGGUCAAGCUGGACUACCGAUUCUCAUGGGUGCUUUCACGUUCGUCGGUUUAGCAGUGACGGCAUCGACGCAGGUCAUCUUCGGACGUGUAAUCUCGAACCCGAUUGAAUUAUUGGGAAAAAUCGGUGGGAUUUCAACCAUGAUUCUCUCCAUCAUCGGAAUCACGCUAGCCACCAUCACAACCAACAUUGCAGCCAACGUCGUAGCUCCGGCGAACGCCCUCGUGAACCUAAGUCCAUCGUUGUUCACUUUCCGGCGAGGUGCGCUGUUGACUGCGUUGCUUGGAAUUGCGUUCCAACCAUGGCGACUUCUUCAAUCGAGUGAAAGCUUUGUGUACACUUGGCUUGUGGGUUACUCUGCGUUAAUGGGGCCGAUUACAGGGAUCAUGUUGGCCGAUUAUUAUCUCAUCAAGAGCCGGAAUCUUCAAAUUAACGACUUGUAUACGUUGAAUCCUGUUGGGAAUUACUUUUACUAUAAUGGUUACAAUUUAGGAGCAAUUGCAGCUCUCGUAAUCGGGAUUCUACCGGUGAUUCCCGGGUUCUUGGAGAAGAUAGGAGUCUUGAAUUCAAUUCCGGAGUUGUUAGUGAUGAUUUACAACAAUGCUUGGUUUUUUGGGUUUUUUUCAGCUGGGGUUGUUUACUGGGCUUUUUCAGGUUGUAAGGUAUACAUACCACACUUAUGGGGUGGUGCUGAGUUGUACAAAAAGCUAUUGAUGUGUACAUCAUCCUGA